CUUUCAACUUUGACCUCUUGCGGAAUCCCACAUGGUCGGCUGUUGACGUACAAGAAGCAUGCCUACUGUAACUCUAGAAUCACAGAAAAACGGAACCAUGAGUAAAGCUAAAGUAAAGAGUGCGAAGAAAAGAGGUGCUGAAGAGGACAAUGACCAGCUUCCCAUAUUUGACAAAGACGUCACUGAGAAGGCUGGGGAAGAAGGAGAUGAGGACCUCUCAGAUAGCGAGGAGAGUGUGUUCUCAGGACUGGAUGACUCUGGGAGUGACAUUGAUGAAGAAGAAGAGGAUGAUUGGGAAGAGGAGGAGGAGGAUGUUGAUGAUGCUGCUGUCAUACUAGAUGAAAAUCUGAAGAAUAGCAGUGGUGCUGAAACAUCUGCUGAACCAGCUGAGCCUAAGCAGCAAGGCAAAAAAACUGCAUCAAAGGAGAAGAGGAAGAUGAAGAAAGGCAAGGGAGGUGCCAUUGAUGGCAGAGGAGAGAAGGGACUGACCACCACCUUCCAGGGAUUGGCCACCGCCCAGCCGGAGGACGAGUAUGAACACGACACCUCUGAUGAAGAGGACAUUCGUAACACGGUGGGCAACGUUCCCAUGGAGUGGUACCAGGACUACCCUCACAUCGGCUAUAACCUGGACGGGAAGAAGAUCUUUAAGCCCAUCAGGAACAAAGAUGAGCUGGAUGAGUUCCUGGACAAGAUGGAGAACCCAGACUACUGGCGUACGGUUCAUGACAAGACGACAGCCUCAGACAUUCGUCUGACAGACGAGCAGGUGGACCUGGUGCACCGCCUCCAGAAGGGUCAAUUUGGCGACGUCAACUUCAACGAGUACGAGCCGUCCGUGGACUUCUUCACCAACGAGGUCAUGAUCCAUCCGGUGACCAACAGGCCCCAGGACAAACGCAGCUUCAUCCCCUCACUCAUAGAGAAGGAGAAGGUUUCGAAGCUGGUCCAUGCCAUAAAGAUGGGUUGGAUCAAGCCCCGAAAGCCCAAAGAGACCACCCCUCAGUACUACGACCUGUGGGCCAAGGAGGACCCCAACGCCAUACUGGGGCGCCACAAGAUGCACGUCCCCGCCCCCAAGAUGAGGCUGCCCGGACACGAGGAGUCCUACAACCCUCCGCCUGAGUACCUGCUCACAGAGGAAGAGAGACUGGUGUGGGAGCAGCAGGAUGCAGAAGACAGGAAGCUCCCGUUCCUCCCCCAGAAACACUCCUGUCUGAGGGCCGUGCCCGCCUUCUCCCGUUUCAUCCACGAGCGCUUCGAACGCUGCCUUGACCUUUACCUGUGUCCCCGCCAGCGCAAGAUGAGGGUGAAUGUGAAUCCAGAAGAUCUGAUCCCCAAGCUGCCCAAACCCAAGGACCUGCAGCCCUUCCCCACCACUAUGUCUCUGGUGUACCGUGGCCACACCAGUCUGGUGCGCUCCAUCAGUGCGUCUCCCACCGGCCAGUGGCUGGUGUCAGGCUCAGACGAUUUCACGGUGCGCUUCUGGGAGGUCAACACAGGGCGCUGCAUGAAGACUCUGGAGGUGGGCGGAGCUGUGAAGAGCGUGGCGUGGAACCCCAACCCGGCCGUCUGCCUGGUGGCUGUGUGCUUUGAGCGUACAGUGCUGCUGUUGAACCCAUCUUUGGGAGACAGGCUGGUGGUGAGCUCCACAGACCAGCUGAUCACUGCCUACGAGCCCCCAGAGGAGGACAAGGAGCAGGCCGUCACCUGGGCUCUGUCUGAAGGCCUGGAGCACAACAUGGGACACCGCCUUACCCUCACCCACCCCAAAGCAGUAAAGCAGGUAGUUUGGCACGGUAAGGGUGACUACCUGUCCAGCGUCAUGCCUGACAACAGCAGCAACCUGCAGGUGCUGAUCCACCAGGUGAGCAAGCGGCGGACGCAGAACCCCUUCCGCAAGAACAAGGGCCUGGUGCAGUGCGUCUCCUUCCACCCGCUGCGGCCCUACUUCUUCGUGGCCACGCAGCGCUACGUGCGCGUCUACAACCUCAUCAAGCAAGAGCUGACCAAGAAGCUGAUGACCAACUGCAAGUGGAUCUCCAGCAUGGCCAUUCACCCUGGAGGUGAUAACCUGAUCUGUGGCAGCUAUGACUGCAGACUGGCCUGGUUUGAUCUGGACCUCUCUACCAAACCGUACAAGAUGCUGCGGCACCACAAGAAGGCCUUGAGGGGCGUGGCUUAUCACAGGAACUACCCCCUAUUCGCCUCUGGUGCUGAUGACGGAAGCGUGAUCGUCUGCCACGGCAUGGUCUACAAUGACCUGCUCCAGAAUCCUCUCAUUGUACCAGUCAAGGUACUGAAGGGUCACCAGAUCACCCAUGAUCUGGGGGUCCUAGACGUGACCUUCCACCCCACCCAGCCCUGGGUCUUCUCCUCGGGGGCUGACACCACCAUCCGCCUCUUCACCUAAACCACCUUGGUCACAUCUCAAAUCACACCCUAUUCCCUAUCUAGUGCACUACUUUUGACCAGAGCAGUUUGACAAAAGCAGUGCACUACAGUAUAUAGGGAUACCUUUUUUAUCUCAAAUGACACCCUAUUCCC
Oncorhynchus tshawytscha (Chinook salmon) is the source of this 2547-nucleotide messenger RNA. RefSeq names its product BOP1 ribosomal biogenesis factor. The record is from RefSeq and is a predicted model, not a curated record. The coding region runs from base 59 to 2413 and encodes 784 amino acids. Gene Ontology annotation, biological process: maturation of LSU-rRNA from tricistronic rRNA transcript (SSU-rRNA, 5.8S rRNA, LSU-rRNA); ribosome biogenesis. The transcript has 16 exons. Gene Ontology annotation, molecular function: protein binding; ribonucleoprotein complex binding. NCBI's taxonomy places the organism in Eukaryota, Metazoa, Chordata, Actinopteri, Salmoniformes, Salmonidae. Gene Ontology annotation, cellular component: preribosome, large subunit precursor; PeBoW complex.